CCGACGGAGGGCUGCACGAGCCACUCCGAGCUUCAGCUGCACACCUGCACGGACACAGACUCACAGUGAGCUGCACACACACUCAGCUGCACACAUCUGGCCGGUAUGUCCGCUGUCUGUGCGCUGAGAUCCCGCUGCUUCCCCCGGCAGGUGCUGCUCGGCCUGCCCGCCGCCAUGCACCGCAGCUACAGCCUGGACGUCUCCGCUCCGCUGCUCCGGACGCAGGGCUACGUGGACGGUCGCUGGGUCUCCGCAGCCUCCGUGUUCCCCGUGCUGGACCCAGCCACCGGGCAGGAGAUAGCCCGGGUGGCGGACUGUGGCCCCGCGGAGGCAAAGCAGGCGGUGGACGCUGCGUACAAAGCGUUUCACUCCUGGAAGCAGUACACCGCCAAGGAGAGGAGCGUCCUGCUCAGGAAGUGGUUCGACCUGCUGACUCUGCACAAGGACGAUCUUGCCAAGCUGAUCACCUUCGAAUGUGGUAAGCCGUUGCGUGAGUCUCUGGGUGAGAUUGCGUACUCGGCCUCCUUCCUCGAGUGGUUCUCUGAAGAAGCUCGCAGAGUUUACGGUGACAUCGUUCCGUCUCCGGUCAAAGACAGAAAGAUACUGCUGCUCAAGCAGCCGGUGGGCGUGGCCUCCGUCAUCACGCCGUGGAACUUCCCCAGCGCCAUGAUCACCAGGAAGGUUGGAGCUGCUCUGGCUGCCGGCUGCACGGUGGUGGUAAAACCAGCCGAGGACACCCCGCUGUCGGCUCUGGCUCUGGCAGAGCUGGCGGAGCAGGCGGGGAUCCCAGCCGGGGUGUUUAACGUGGUUCCCUGCUCCAGAGAGACGACUCCGUCAGUGGGGCAGGUCCUCUGCACCGACCCCCUAGUGGCCAAAAUCUCUUUCACCGGAUCCACGGCCACCGGAAAGGUGUUGCUGAAAAUGGCUGCCGACACAGUGAAGAAGGCGUCCAUGGAGCUGGGAGGCCACGCCCCCUUCAUCGUGUUCGACAGCGCUGACGUCGACAAGGCGGUGGCUGGAGCCAUGGCAUCCAAGUUCAGGAACUCCGGACAGACGUGUGUUUGUUCCAACCGGUUCCUGGUGCAGAGCAGAAUCUACGACCGCUUCAUAGACGAGUUGGGCCGAGCGAUGGAUGCCGAGCUGCGACUGGGUCACGGCUCGGAGCCUGAAACCACCCAGGGGCCGCUGAUCAACACCAGAGCAGCAGAGAAGGUGGUCCAUCAGAUAUCGGAUGCUGUGUCCCGUGGGGCGAAGGUUCUGAGGGGUGGAAAGCGUCUCCACGGCUCCUUCAUGGAACCGACUCUGCUGGCCGACGUCACUGCAGAAAUGCUGUGUACGAAGGAGGAAACGUUCGGACCGCUGCUGCCCGUCAUCAGGUUUAACACAGAAGAAGAAGCUCUGGCUAUCGCGAACGCUUCCAACGUCGGGCUGGCAGGUUACUUCUACUCGCAGGAUGUGAGUCAGAUCUGGCGGGUGGCAGAGGCAUUGGAGGUGGGGAUAGUCGGCGUGAACGAGGGCCUUCUGUCCACGCCGGAGGCCACGUUUGGCGGCGUCAAACAGUCCGGUUUGGGCCGUGAGGGUUCAAAGUACGGCAUCGAAGAGUAUCUGGAUGUGAAGUACAUGUGCUUCGGAGGUCUGAAGCCCUGAGCGAGGACGGAGCGACGCCUCGGGGCCGCCGGUACGACAACACGGUGAAAGUAAUCCAUCUCAGGUUCUAAUUAAACUCCCCUCAUACCAGAAUAACACUUUAAAUUACAGAAAACCUGCAUUAGAGGUCCCACUGUGACCUCAUAUAACAACUAACUGCAGGUAAACCACAGAACAGAAGGUUAAAUCUAAUUAAAAUGACAAUAUAUGCUCAGAUAACGUUCAACAAACCUAUGAGUUACUAAACAAGGUCCGCUUAUUUUAUCUUCUCUUCCCUUUUAGAAAUAAACAGUUUAUAUGUGGAAAAAUAUUUAAAGCAAUAAGUAAUUACGUUGUUUGUUUUGGAAUUUCUUCUGAAAAUAAUGGUACAUUCUGAUUGGCUGCAUGGUUUGUGUUAAAAUUCUAAUCUUGCAUGGAUCUCCUGCUGAUUGGAAAUGGUGGAUGGAUGGAUUGGAAUGGAUUGGAAAUGGUGAAUUUCUUAACAUUUGUUGGCUUCAAAAUCAGAAUCCGUCAGAGGUCUUCACUGAUAGUUUUGUUUCACAUUUAGUGCUUUCAAGCAGCAAAAUUCAAUUAAAUUACAGAUUUAACUUAAAUAUUAAGGUUCAGACCCUCUGAUAUACAAAAAAAACUAUUACCUUAAAAAACAGUUGUGUCAUAAAAUAUCUGGUUGUUUUACAAAAAAUAACAAGGGUAAAAAAAACUUGUAGAAAUUGAAGAGGAGAUGUUUACCUAAAACUCCCAUGAUGCUUUGCUGCAAUAACAUGAGCUCUAGUAUCAACAACAAACAUGUAAUGCCAGAUGCUAUUUGGAUAUUUUUUACUGAAGAAAAACAAAAUAAGAUCAUUUGACAAGAAACACAAAGGCUGAAUUUAAGCUUUAUUGUAAGUUCAGACAAUUUGUUUUACUUUUACAUGAGAAAACUGGAGGAUUCGUCUUCCAUAAACUUCUGCCACAUAGAACAGAUAAAGAAACGUUUGGUAAGAUCCUUCUAAUCUGUAAGUCCAUAAAAUAAUGCAGUUUACUGAUAAAUAUCAGUAAAUAAAACUGAACCACUGCUUUAAGGUAGCUUGGCAUCUCACACACUGACGAAUCCUUUACUCACACUUUUUUGUGUUUGUGGAACAGCUAGCUCUGUAGCUGUAGCUCUGCAAACGUACACAUUCAAGUUCAUAUCUGUAAGCUUUGUUUUGUAGACCUUGUUUCUGCCUGCAGAGUCCAUUUUGUGAGUCUGUCCAUCCAGAUAUAAAGGCUUGAAGACUUGAAGUUCAUGUUUGUGAGAUGUGAAGCAAAAACAGUUUUCUUAGCCAAUCGUCAGCAGCUUUAUUCAUCAAUUGAUUGUUAGGUUGACUGAUGUACAGCAGACAUGUUUUUGUACGCUGAUGGAGCUACUAAUCUUAGACACGUAACAUCAAGUAAUUGUCUGUCAUGUGGGGUCAUUGUCCUCUGAACAAAACUCACAUAAGUCUUUGCCAUGGUGCCCAUUUACUAUCUUAACCCCCACAAUGCCCUCUGCUUGCCAACAUGAACUGCCCGUAGUAUGACUAACCGCCUCCUGUGGUCUCUACAGUAACUUAUCAGUUAAUAUGUUUUUGAAUUGAAUUGAAUUGAAUGCCUUUAUUGUCACUAUACACAUGUACAAUGAGAUUAAGAGCAGCUCCUUC
Messenger RNA from Stegastes partitus (bicolor damselfish), 3308 nucleotides. RefSeq names its product aldehyde dehydrogenase 5 family, member A1 (succinate-semialdehyde dehydrogenase) (gene aldh5a1). Gene Ontology annotation, molecular function: succinate-semialdehyde dehydrogenase (NAD+) activity. Gene Ontology annotation, biological process: GABA catabolic process. The coding region runs from base 106 to 1647 and encodes 513 amino acids. The record is from RefSeq and is a predicted model, not a curated record. Gene Ontology annotation, cellular component: mitochondrion. The transcript is spliced from 10 exons. Lineage: Eukaryota; Metazoa; Chordata; Actinopteri; Pomacentridae.